GCAGUUCAUUGUCUUCCACGUGUGGAUAGAAGGAGGCUUUCUCGCAAAUAUUCGUUUUUAUUGGUUAUAUUACACACUAUGUUUUGACAGUUUUUUCCUGCUUGUUACCUGGAACAACACUGCAUCUAUAAUGAAUAUGUCACGUUAAUAUUCAUCUGCUUUUAUCGUAAUAUUAGGCUGCUGUAUUCUGAUGUAACUUUACAAAUGAAAACAACAACACGCUCAUAAACAAGCCGGAUUUAAUUACAAAAAUGGACAAAAAACUGAACAAAAUGCCUAAAUCAACAAAGAGAGCCGCCAAACUGGAGCCUCAGAGUUCUGAUGAUGAAGAGGACGAGUUAGAGAUGGAAAGAAAUUUUGCUCUACUCAGUAAAAAAAGAAUGAAUCAAGCUCCAGCAGAGGAUGAGGAGGAUAUGAGAGAUGAAGGUGAAUCUGCAGAGGAAGAAGAUGAGGCUCCUGAAGAGGUUGAGGAAGAUGAUGCAGCGAGUGAUGAAGACGAGUCUGAUAGUGAACAUGAAGAUGAAGGAAACAGCAAGACACAGUCACACAUGGAGGGAAACAUUAAAAAAGAAUUAUCAACCAUGUCGUUUGAGGAGAUCAUGGCGCUUCAGAAUAAAGUCGGGACCAAAGUGUACAAUAAAAUUGCUUAUGGAGACACAAAGCAGAAGAAGAAAAAUGAGCCCAUGAAACGACUAAAUAAACACAGACCUCAAGAGAUUUCUUCAAAGCAACGCGUGCCUUUUCUACGAAAAGUGGUUCCUGUAAAGAAAAUGAUUUCAAGAGACCCUCGCUUUGAUGACCUCUCAGGAGAAUACAAACCUGAAAUCUUUAAUCAGACAUAUAAAUUUAUCAAGAACAUCCAAGAAAAGGAAGCGCAGGAGGUGAGAAAGCAACUCAAGAAAACCAAAUCAAAAGCUAAACAAGAAGAACUGAAAGCAUUGCUCAGGAGAAUGGACAACCAGCAGAGGGCCCGACAGAGACAAGAACAGGAGAGAGAAAAGGAGCUGGAAUUCAAGCGUAAACAGAGAGAGCUGGUCGGCCAAGGACACAAACCUUUCUACCUGAAGAAAUCUGACAAGAAGAAGCUGGAGUUGGCGGAGAAGUACAGUGAGCUUAAAAAGAGUGGAAAACUGGAGAACUUCUUGAGUAAGAAGAGGAAACGCAACGCCACAAAGGAUCGCAGAAAGUUGCCCAGUAAGCACAAGACGCGUUAAACACGGACCAAUCAUGGCUUACCUGUUGCACCUAUAUUUGUCUAAAUGUUAUAUGAUGUGGAAAGAUGUUUGCUGAAAAGUUGAUUCUGCCGGACUGGACAGUGUGGUUUGAGGCUUAUAUUACAUCCUACAGUUGUACAAAACUGGGUAAAGAUGUUAUUUGUUAAUAAACUUGUCAUAUUGU
Messenger RNA from Danio rerio (zebrafish), 1398 nucleotides. RefSeq names its product ribosomal RNA processing 36 (gene rrp36). Gene Ontology annotation, biological process: rRNA processing. Lineage: Eukaryota; Metazoa; Chordata; Actinopteri; Cypriniformes; Danionidae. The record is from RefSeq and is marked provisional. Gene Ontology annotation, cellular component: nucleolus.